GGUGUUCGUUGACCAAGUUAUGAAACGGUAGAAGUUCGGACUUCGGUGUCCGGCAACAACAAAGUUCAUUUCUCUGGUGGACCGUGGACGACUCUUUUAGUUUUCAGCUCUUUCAUCUUGCGAAGAAGAGUUUGCAGUCUACAGCAGAAGAGAUACAAAAAUGGCUUCCUUCAUUUCUCGUAGAUUUGCUUGUACACUCCUAAAACCCUCUUAUUCUUCUUCUGUUUCUGUAUUUUCCAGCCAUAUGACCUUCCAAAAUCGUAGCCCAAGCUCCUUCAUUCAGGUCUCUCACUCAGACUCCGGUUUCAGAUUCUCAAGGUUCUCAGCACAGAAGCUCGGAAACCCUGGUUUCCAUCCAUCUAACUUGCUCACCUCUCUCUCAGGUUCGAGAAGCAAUCUAGGUCCAAUCGUUUUCCCAGAAGAAAAACCCACAAACCCCAAUCCCCCUUUCAUCAGGUUAUAUUCAAUUUCUGCAACUAAACCCAGAACUCCUGCUCAUCUAGUUGAAAGACCCUUGAAUUCUAAAUUUAAUUGGUUAUCAGAGAAAACACUCAGAAACCCAGAGCUUAGAUUUUUCUCAACUUCUUCAGAUGAUUUCGAUUCUGAGAAAUCCAAUUACCCCAGUCAAAACCCGAAAUUUAAACAUCAAGAGAUCGAGGGACCUACGGUCGAACGCGAUGUCUCUGCUCUGGCCAAUGAAACCCGAGAUGUGUUAGAAGGACUGAUGAAGACCAUCUUUGAUCUAAGCAAAGCUCUUGCCUUUCUGGGUCUUGUCCAGCUCGGCUGCGGUGCUUGGAUUUCUUACAUUACUCGAUCUGCUCCGAUUACGGAGGUCUCAAUCCAGAGCUUGAUGGCAUUUGCAUUCCCCUUCUCAUUGGCAUUCCUGCUCCGGCGGUCGUUGAAGCCAAUGAUCUUCUUCAGAAAGAUGGAGGAACGAGGUCGGUUGCAGAUUCUAACUCUAACCCUUCAGAUCGCUAAGAAUUUGAAUCUCCUCUUUGUUCGAGUGCGUGGGGUUUCUUUGUUGUGUGUCGUGGGGAUGUCAGCCGGAUUGUUGUUUACUGUGUUCACGAGAUGAGUUCUCAAUUCCGUUCUGAAUAAAAAGUUCUCUCUCUUUUGGGGCUUCCAAUAGGAAAUCUUAGCACAAAUUGACAGUACGAUAUUGUUUCAUUCUGUAUUGACUCAGUUACUACCAGGCAAAUAAGACAGGAAGAUUUACAGUAAACCAGGUAAGGAUCGAUGUGGAAACGUGUUAUAAUUCAGGUGCCCAUUGACACGACCAAGGACCCUCUUUAAAUGCUCGGGCAUUGGGUUCUACUCCCGAAUGUCUCUGCAUUCAUGAGGCUCUUUGUCAAUCAAAUUGCUGUUAACCCCGGAGGAGAUAGCUUCUUCUCCAAAUGGUCUGCCCUGUUGAAGUAACCAUGCACAUAGUUGAUGCAGAGAUUCUAAAGCUUCAGCUCUUUGCUGGAUUUGAUUAUCCCUUUGGGUCCUGGUGUCAUCACCAUGUAGAGUAGUCAGUGUACUCAUUAAUGAAAUGUCAUUGGUAAUCCUUUUUAUGUCAUGAAUGUCAUCUUUUCCUGUUUUCUCUGAAUGAUUAAGGUCUUUGCUGACUUUGAUUAUCCCAUUAAAUUCUAUGGCUGCAUUUUCGGAUGUCAUGCAAUCUGGGAGCAUGUAUGGAGUACGCAAUGGGAUCAAGUUUCUGCAUUUGCUGUAAGACGCAGCUUCGUACCACAUCAACAUGCCUAACAGUUGGUGUGGUAAAUGAUGUAAUUUCAUUGUUAGGUGGGACUGGUGGGCUUAGGCCUGGAAUUGCAUAUUUCUAUUUUUGUGGUUUUAGUAGAACCAGCACCUCCAACCUCUAUUAUCAGCUUCUCUAACAUCAUCUGGAUACUUUGCUAAACACAUCUUCUGUGAUCACUCAUUUGUCUUGAUAAGAACGUCUUCCACUUUAUGUGAAUGUUCGGAUGGUUGAUCCUUUUUUUCGCCUUUGUAGUUACCCAUUGUCAUCAUAACCAAGGUGAUAUCAUGCUAAUGUUUUCCAUCUAUUGCAAACUAUUGGGAUUGGUUUGCUUUUCUUCACCAUUGGCAGUCAUCUCACUAUUGUCAGGCACUGUCAUCUGUAGUGGAUAAACCAUCUUGGUGUCAUGUUUAUCUGUUUUUAGGACAGAGGCUGUUGAUAGCUCCUUAUUGUGCAAGUUCCUUGGCUGUAAAUUAGUGAUUUCUGCAAUUUGGAUCAAAAUUUAUUGCCA
Molecule: messenger RNA, 2246 nt
Organism: Nelumbo nucifera (sacred lotus)
Lineage: Eukaryota; Viridiplantae; Streptophyta; Magnoliopsida; Proteales; Nelumbonaceae
Source: RefSeq, a predicted model, not a curated record